This is a messenger RNA of Selaginella moellendorffii, 1381 nucleotides long. Its product is annotated as F-box protein At5g52880-like. Lineage: Eukaryota; Viridiplantae; Streptophyta; Lycopodiopsida; Selaginellales; Selaginellaceae. Gene Ontology annotation, molecular function: protein binding. Bases 240 to 1151 code for a protein of 303 amino acids. The record is from RefSeq and is a predicted model, not a curated record. The transcript has 7 exons.
CAGUGAUUCGUUUUCCUUUUUAAUUUGUUCCAGGAGGAUACAUGAGAAGCAGUGCUGGUGUCAUCGCUGAAUCCAUCUCGAAUUUACACUCGAAAAAGCUCAUCGACUUGGCCGGUGUGAAUUAAACAAGAGCCUCUUUCUUUCCAGCGGGGUGAAAGAGAUGUCGAACCCGGGACCCCCUAAACGCAUAUUCGAGAGAGUGAUGUAGGGCGACCAUUUCUAGCAAGCCAUGCCAGGCCAUGGAGGCGCGAUAUUCUUCUCUAAGGCUGGGAGAGGCUCUUAACAGGAGGUGCGACUAUGCCCGAGCUUGCAAGGAGCUUGCCGUGCUGCUCAAACAGGCUUAUGGAAUUGCCCCCAAGUCUCUCCAGGCGGCUCUCUUCCAGGAUCUUCUCGCCGCGUUUCGCAUCCUCCAGGAUCAUCCAUGGUGCUCGGCUGGUGAUUUCUCCGCUGCCAGUGCUUUGCUCCAAGCUUCUGACUCCGUCUUGCCGAAGCACAAGAAGGGCUUGGCGGCUGGGGAGUUUAGAAAGGCUGCCAUUUCCUUGCAAAGGAGCUCCAAGAAUCAAAGCGAGCUAGACGAAUCCUGCCAGCUUCCGGUGGAUGUUCUUGUUCACGUUUUCAGCUUCCUGGAUCCCAUAUCACUGGCUACUGCUGGCUGCGUAUGCAGGUCUUGGAAUUCAGAGUACAAAGACGCAAACCUCUGGCAGAAGCUUUUCACGGUUGUUCUUGAGAACACGAGUUUUGAUCCUACUAGAGUUUUGCAGCUCGCUGGUUUUGAGCUGGGUGAUGAUGAUUCCAGUACUCCUCUGAGAGUCAAGGAUGUUUCGAUCCAAAAAAUAGGCUGCUGGAAGAAGGCUUUCGAGAUCGCAGUUCUCCGUUCGCCAAAGCUUUUGUAUCUCUUCACAAGGGCCCAGUGCUUGACUUGCAAGGCAACGUUUUGGUCAUCGGAGCUUUGCUUGCAAACAUUUGCCAACCAGUGCAGCAAGAAAAACUUCCAGGAGCACAAGCUGAGGCCACUGUUGCUAGAACAGGUUGUCAGCUUUGUUCUCAUGGGAUCAAGACAAGCUUACAACACCAAAAAGGACAGUGAUUCAGACGAAGACCAGUAUCUUCCUUACGCGAAGUUGUGGGAGUAUGCAAAGUGGUUGAGAUAGCCGUUUUUUAUUUUUGUUAGUAAUCAAGUUCACCAUUGUGACCGGUGGCAAACAAGGCGCCCUUCUUCAUAUCAUCAAGACGAGGAAAUCAUCUUUAGAUUGAAUGGAGAGGUGGAAUCACUGGGCCGACCUCUCAAGAAACUUGUCGAUCUAAUGGGUCCCUAGUGUGUGUGAUUUUUUGAAGUUGAAAACAUUAUUAAUAAUCAAAUGAAUUAACAACAAUUUAGUUU